AUCAAACGCGAAAACACGCGUGUUGUCGCUGGACCACGAUCCUUGCGGGCAAAGGAUGUUCCACACACAAUCCAAAGGAAUGUUAUAGUAAUAUUUUUUGAAAAAUACAAAGUAAGGAAAAAGGAAAAAACCGAGGGAAAGCGUUAUGACGACGAGGGGACAAAAAUGAUUUCCACACACUGUUUCCUGUCAUUGGCAGUGUUCUUCUAUAAGCCGGCUAAAGCUCCUGACGGUUCUCUGGACGCUCUUUCCUCUCUGUCCGUCCUUGGCUCUUUCUACUAUGCUUUUGUUUCUCUUCACGUAUCAUAUACAUGACCUUUCCUUCAUUCGACCGUCUCCUGUAUCGCGAUCUGCGCUUCAUUUUCUGUUUAGCAGGCUAAUUUUAUUCAAUUUUGCAUUUCCCCCCCUUCUUUCUGCUCUAUUUUGGUGGGGGACUUUGUUUGGAAUUUGGGAUUGAAGGUGGAAGUUUUACUGGGCCAUUCAGUUCGUCUUUUAAUUAAUAAGGGGGUUCCUGAUUAGCUGUAAAGACCCACUGUUCCUGCACGACCUUAUUUGACUCAGUGGGACUUCCAUUCUUGUUCUGUUCCUUCCGUGCCUUCGCAUAAUUCAAUUCUUUAUCCUUUUCCCUUUAUCUUUUCUAUUCCCUCGAAUUGAAAAGGCAGCAAUUUCAGGUCUCCCCCUACAAAAUGUUGUUGGGUUGGUAUAGUAACUGAGCGGAAAACGAGAGUCUUUCCUUCCCUCAAUCAUGGCUCCAUCUGGGAAGGUUUCUGGGUUUCGUCGCGAAGGCAAUGACUGGUUCUGCAAUGCCGGACUGCCUAGCGAUAUCACGGUUUCAGUCAGGGAAGCUACUUUCCAUCUUCAUAAGAGUUCAAGACAUUCUAUGUCCAUGGUAUUGCAGUUCCCUCUUGUAUCAAAAUGUGGAAAGGUUGCUCAGGCAUAUGAAGAGUCAAAGAAUACCAAUCAGAAGACAAUGAAUAUGGUGCUGGAACAAUUUCCUGGUGGCUCUGACAUUUUCUUAAUUGUGGUAAAAUUCUGUUAUGGAAUUCGAAUAGAACUGACAGCCAGAAAUGUAUUGGUGGUCCACUGUGCUGCAGACUACCUUCAAAUGACAGAUGAAUACGGAGAAGGAAACUUGGUCUCAAAAUCAGAGAGUUUUUUCCAUAAAAAUGUAUUACACAACUGGAAAGAUUGUAUUUUGGCUCUUCAAAGUUCUGAGCCUGUUCUACCAAGGGCUGAAAAUCUCCAUUUAGUUGAAAAAUGCUUAAAUGCUCUAUCUAUGAUGGUUUGUACAGAUCCAAGUUUGUUUGGAUGGCCCAUGAUGAUGUAUGGGAGUUUACAGAGCCCUGGUGGAAGUAUUUUAUGGAAUGGCAUAAAUACAGGUGCAAAAAUUCGGUGCUCAGAUUCUGACUGGUGGUUUGAAGACAUCUCAUAUCUCAGCGUGAGUUUGUUUGAGAGACUUAUUAAGACAAUGCAAGCAAGAGGCAUAAGACCUGAAAGCCUGGCAGGGGCCAUAAUGUAUUACUGUAGAAAGUACCUACCAGGUCUGGGUCGGUGGCAGGGGGGACAAGGUGGUAAAACAAGAACAGUUGCAAGCUUCAGCUUGACACCUGCUGCCGUUGAUCAGAGAGUUCUGUUGGAAAGCGUUGAGAAACUUCUUCCUGAAAAGAAGGGAAGUUCAUUUUGCCGUUUCUUAUUGGGACUUCUUCGUGUGGCUCUGAUUUUGAAUGUUGGUCAAGCCUGCAAGGAUUCUUUAGAGAGAAGAAUAGGGAUGCAGUUGGAAUUGGCAACUCUAGAUAGUCUUCUCAUUCCUACUUAUUCAGACUCCGAUACAUUGUAUGACACAGAUUGUAUUGGACGAAUUGUGCGUCAUUUUGUAAAUUCAGAAUCCGGCAUAACUGCCUUUUCUCCGUCUUCCGUUGAUCUUCAAGCAUCAUCAGCAUCUGAAUCAUUAAGUAAAGUUGCAAAGCUGAUGGAUAACUAUAUUGCUGAAGUUGCUUCUGAUGUGAAUUUGAAACCAGGAAAGAUACGCUCUCUUGCAGAGGCCCUUCCCGAGUCAUCAAGAUCAUUGCAUGAUGGACUCUACAGGGCACUGGAUAUAUAUUUCAAGGCACAUCCUUGGCUGUCUGAUAAAGAGAAGGAAGAACUCUGCAACAUCAUUGACUACCAGAAGCUCUCCAUUCACGCUUGUGCCCAUGCAUCCCAAAACGAUAGGUUACCACUCAGAGUUGUUCUUCAAGUCUUGUUCUUUGAGCAGCUGCAGUUGAGAACAGCAUUGGCUGGCUGUCUUCAUGCAUUGGAUGCCGAAAUUGCCCCUGCAGCUCCUAUAACGGUCCCUGGUGAUACAGCGGGCCAACUUGUACAAAGGGACGGAUGGGUGACUCUAGUGCGUGAAAAUCAAGGGUUAAAGGUUGAUAUGGAAAGAAUGAGAUCUAGAGUUGGUGAGCUGGAAGAAGAAUUUGGUAAAAUAAAGCAGGAAAUGAAGAGUGUGACCAAAUCACAUGGUUCUCUCAGUUCUCCUCGUUUGGUUGCUCGAGAAAUAGGAUGUAAGCUUGUUCCAAGACCGUCAGACGCUCAACCAGAAUCUCUUAACCGAAAUGGAUCCACACCAAGAGCAUCCACUGAGCAGGCAUCACAUUCUCAUCAGUCCAAAGUCAGACACAGAAAGAGUUUCUCUUGGUUUAAGUGGUACAUAGAAAUCAGGGUCCCUCUAUAUAUAUGCACAGCAGUGGUGUGUGGUUUUAAAAAUAUUUGUACGAGGGAAAGGGAAGGAAAAUGUUUUCCUCAGUUAGUCCAUUGUUCUUUUUUUUUUCUCAAAGAAAUAUUACAUCUUUGGACAUUUUCCAUUUCUUUCCCUCGUCUAAAGUUUCAUAGAGGCAACAGUACAGAAUAGCAUACUUUCCUGAUAGCGUUCUUCCUCUUGGCUAGUCUCGGGGAAUGCCUGCAGAAUUCAUCAUUUGGCUUGACUCUUAAUGUUGAAGUUCUAGAUUUUUUGGUCCUCGUCUUUUCGAUGGUGAGUGGCACUGUUACCAUGGAAGCACAGAAUCAAGCAUGUAAAUUUACCAAAGAAGGGAAGCUGGCGCAGGAAGAUUUUUGCUGGCAAAGGAAUAUACCGUGAGAUUAGCAAUGAAUGAUGUUUUGUACAAUAACUUGUAUAUGAGUCGGUGGAUAAAUAUGAUAUUGGUUUUCCCUUUUCAGUUGAGGUUCUAAUUCUAGAUUCCCGCGAGGCUUAUUCAGUGUUACGUUGUAAAAAUUUCAAAAAAUAUGUCAUUUUAA
Molecule: messenger RNA, 3273 nt
Organism: Neltuma alba
Lineage: Eukaryota; Viridiplantae; Streptophyta; Magnoliopsida; Fabales; Fabaceae
Product: BTB/POZ domain-containing protein At3g44820
Exons: 4
Coding region: 746-2890 (714 amino acids)
Molecular function (GO): protein binding
Source: RefSeq, a predicted model, not a curated record